Molecule: messenger RNA, 1878 nt
Organism: Austrofundulus limnaeus
Lineage: Eukaryota; Metazoa; Chordata; Actinopteri; Cyprinodontiformes; Rivulidae
Source: RefSeq, a predicted model, not a curated record
ACACACACACACACACACACACACACACACACACACACACACACACACACCAUUCUACUUCCUCCCCUUAAUGUUUUGAAAAGAAUGAAAGAAAAUUGAAACAAAAUUUUGAAAAAUGUGAACAAAUUCACAGCUUGGAUUCAGGAGUGUUUAUAUUUUAAUUCACUUGUUGCUGCUGAAGUAACUGUUUAAACUAGAAUGCUUGUUUUUUUAGGGAAAAAAUUUAAUAAUUAAAAAAAACUGAAGUGAAUAAAACUAACUGUAAGUUUAACCGUUUCAUACAAGAUGGAUGAGUAGAAGUUUGGUUGCAAACCAGUUAAUCCAAAAAUGUCCUAUGAGAUUUGUUAGUAUGUUUAUGAAAGUAAAGUGACAUUAAUGCAUUUUCUCAUUAAAAUAAUACUUAUAAGUCAAACACCUAUCCAACAGUUGUAAAUCAGGCUUUUGGAUUAUUUUUUGACACAUUUAUUGCACCUUUUAGUCACUGGUUAAAAAAAAGAAGAAAAAAAUCACCACAUGAAACAUGUCAAACUGUCCAAACAAAUGACAGCUUGUAACAGGACUACAGCAGGAGGAGGAGAUUAUCUAUUCCCAGUUCAGACUACUCAUCCGUGUCCAGAUGUGUGCUCAACUCCGAGCUGAAGCUCUGACCACACAGCUGCACACGGUCUGCUUUUUCUCCUUUUUCCUUUUUGCUUGAUUUACAUCCAUUUGCCUGUCGUGUUCUCUAAACUUGAUUUUGUUUUAAAUGUUGUCCAUUGCCCUUUAAGAGAAAGGGUUGUUUGUUUCCCCACCUCACUCCCAUGUUAUUGGGUCGACACCAGCAGUUGGCUGCUUACAAUCAGAAGGCUGAAGAGGAGCACCACAUCUGGAAUUAUUCAAUCUGUUUGUUUUUUUGUCACCAGUUUAAGACUUAACAAGCUCUGAACUCAUCACAACAUCAACAAGCUGCUGAGAAACUACUGGAUGUUCUGCCACAACAUCCUGGGAGCUGCACAGUGACCAUAUCUUUAGCCUUGAGCAUUGUAACCAUACUGGGGGCAUGUUGGACUCUCCUCCACCUCCUGGGAGACCUCCACAUGACUUCAGACAUGUACGACUACGAAUUCAGCUACAAUGAAACAAGCACAGACACACAGUGGGCCUCAUAUUAUAAUGCGCUGGGUGUGACCAUAGAAUCCAUCUUCCUGAUCCACAGUUUAGUCGGUGCAAUUAUUUUUAUCGUCAUGUCGGUGUUUGCAGGAGCUGCGCUGCGCUCCACAAACUCUCAGGCUGUUGUAAUGAUAAAUAUGACAGCAACCGAAUCACCAGCUGAAUGACGAGCGCAAGAAGAGGAUCUAAAAUUAAACUGUAAGAAAAAAAAACUUGUGUCAUUUUGAGAUUUCUUCACCUGAACCAGUUUUCUGCUUUGUGGUUGUGAACAAUGGUGCACAACGAAUGCAACUACAGUUUAAGUGUACAGUUGGUGUUUCUGGACUCAUUUAAGCUCUUAACCAUUUUCAUGUCUGCACUCAGAAUCAAACAAAACUACUAACGUUCCUCACAGCACAUGUAGUUAACUGCUCUGCAGUCUGAAGUUAAACAACCUUUGUCCUUUUUAUGUUUGCACUACGUUUAAAGCAGCCCCAUUGUAGAAAACAGUGACACUGGCUCUUUAUAAAGUGAACAGGAAUCAUAAGCAUUUUACUUCAUUGUUAACCAGUAGUAACAACAUUUGUAGUUCACAGAUAUUAUGCAGACAUGUAUUUGUUGUUGUUGCUGCUAUUCCUUGUAUUUUAAAUUUUUGAUUAAAAACAAUUGCAAAAAAAUUGCUGUAUUCUAUGAUUUUUUGUAAUAAAAUAAAUAAAUAUCCCAAAUAUUCAAGUGAGAUAAAAAUGAAAA